Messenger RNA from Capronia coronata CBS 617.96, 2625 nucleotides. RefSeq lists its product as uncharacterized. Gene Ontology annotation, cellular component: SHREC complex; rDNA heterochromatin. The record is from RefSeq and is a predicted model, not a curated record. Lineage: Eukaryota; Fungi; Ascomycota; Eurotiomycetes; Chaetothyriales; Herpotrichiellaceae. The transcript is spliced from 2 exons. The coding region runs from base 1 to 2625 and encodes 874 amino acids. Gene Ontology annotation, biological process: silent mating-type cassette heterochromatin formation.
AUGGCACAGAGAGGUGGAGGUGCGUCGCAGUGGAAAGUCAUCGGCAAAAGUGGACAAGUAUGGCAAGUCCGGCACAUCAACCCCUACAGUGACGGGAGUCCGCGCCACUGGCCAGGAAAGCCUUAUCAACCAAGUUCCGAAGAGAAGUAUUUGAUUCAACUGGCAAAAGCAUGGGUCAAGCAAGAUGGGCUCGAACAACCCGGCGUCGAAUACUACCUUGACAAGCUGCCUGCUGGUUAUGCUGUGUUCGAAGUACACCAGCCAGGUGGAUCUCAAGUCUACAAGAGACUCUUUGGCCAUCCAUCAGGCAAAUACUACGACUCUAUUGUGCGGUUCGGGGUGCACUUCUUAUGGCUAAUGUCUGGCAUGCAUGGCAUCUGCGAAUGCGUGCAUUGUGGUCACCAUAGACCAAAGCCUAUUAUUCCCCGAACUCGCUUUACCUUUGACAGGGUCGUACUGCCUAAAGAGCAGAACAGAGUACUCUAUGAGUAUGACAGUGUUGGCUCGACGAGGUCCAACUCAGCAGAUGCCCGCCAUCCCGGCGGUACUUCGACCAGGCCGCAACGACAAAUCAAAGCGGUCGGGGCGCCGUACGCUUAUGACGAGGAGGGAGUAGAAGAUGUCUACAAGGAAUUGCUCAAAAGACUUGAAGCUGCACAAGGAAGCAGGAGAGGCAUCGAAGACGAUAUCAGAGAAGUCAAUUCUAUGGAUUGGAGAGCAGAACACUUUUGGGACGGUAUGGGCUCCGAUUUGAUCCAACGCACAUUGACCACAAUCGAACAUCAGCAUUCUUUCGUCCCACGGGUAGGCGAACUUGUCUUGUGGACCCCAAAUUUCUUGGACGAUCACUAUCUGAUGCUGGACGAAGAAAGCGGCGAAUAUAAGUUCUACUCGCCUGACCAGAACUGCUUUCACGGAUUCCCCACCUGGAGAGGUGGAGUGGUAGCAGCCGCUCCAUCAACUACCGGUAGCGACGGCCCUGUCGACUUUCCUGAUAUCCAGACUCUCCCCGAUAAAAGUAACGCUCUGAAUAGGGCUGGCUUCCGGGUCGAGACUUUCCCGGACCCCAACAAUGAGGUCGACAAGAAAGCGUCCAAGCAGUACAGAUAUGUGCCUCUACGCAACAUCCGGCCGCUCUCACAGUGGCAAAUGCUACUUCGUGGAAUCCCGCAGGAGAAGUGGCAUCCAACUAUCCGUCAUGCCUUGACAUGUAUGACCAGCCUAUCUCUGCUUGAAAAGUGGUGGUUUAACGGAGAUUGGCCCAACGCUAGCAUCCAAUGUAAAGGCAUCUACAUUGGGGCCGAGUUGAUCACCGUUGGAGAUACCGUUCGUAUUAUGCCCGAUGCCAGCACCAAAGCGAGAAAGUGUACGGAUGUCCUCGUCGUCGAUUCGAUCCGACUGAAUCUUCACGAUAUCACACCUGCACAAACCUCACCAGACUCGCCACUUUUAUCAUCAGCGUCUUCUAUCACACUUGUAGGAAGGGCCUACACACUUGAUAUCCGCCGUCACUACCAGAUGCAAGGAAAAGCCAAUGUGAUGCAGUCUAAGCUUCCUUCUCCCGUGCCCAAGCAGGAGGUGAAGACUGUCUUCCCACCAGUGGGCUCUGGCGACUAUGGCUCGUGGUACCACCUCCAUGACCCAAACAACCGCUUCGAGAUUUCCCACGACGAAGUUCUGGGCAGGAUGUAUGAAGCCGCUGCUGUCCAGCUUUGGAUGGGCCUGCUGCAACGCAAACCCUCGAAAGGACAGCCCGCCAUCAGACCGAAAUUGGACUACGAUAUAAGAGCAAUCCAAGAAGGUCGGAGAUACGCCACCCAGGUUGACCUGAGAUUGGAAGAAGCCCAUCAGGCCCAAGUGUUGUGGUUUUGGGCGGACACCAGAGCGGAAGCACUUGAUAUCGAAACGAUCAAUGGUGUUGAGGUCAGCAAAUAUGAUGACAUACGAGACAAGAAGACUCUGGAGUCAUGGAGAACGCAAUUAAGGAUACUCAACGGCCAUCCUGUCCCCACCGACCUGUUCAAGUUCACCUCAGCCUUCCCAGAACUGCCGGGGGCGACCAGAGGAAGAAAGCCAGGCUCAAAGGUUGUGAACGGGAAAGUCAUCCUACCUGGAGCUCCAGGAUACGAUGAAGCUAUAUCAGACCAUAUCGCCGAUCGUGACGAAGUUCAGCCGACACCGAAACACAAAACCAGUCAACUUGCUGGAGCCGCCUUGGUUUCUACGGACGAUGAAGAGGAGGCCUUUGAGGACGCAGAGGAGAUUCUGUCAACAGUCGAAGAUAACGACGAUAAGUAUAUUGGAAAGCGUAUCAAAGAGCAUAAGGACCCGGGCGAAGAGCAUAGCUUAGAUGAUGAUAAUACCGAGCUCCGGACAUACCAGCAGCGAUGGGGCGCAGCGUUUAGUUUGUUGGAGUCGGAUGAAAGCAACCCAGAACAUGUGACGAGACAGGACCAGAGUCCCGUGCCGCAACCAAAGCAGGAACGGACGAAGCAGCAAAUCAUGUCAAAUGCCAACGCUUACGUCUCAGACGAAGACGAUUGGUACGGCGACCCCAUUCCAAUCAGAGGAGGCACAGAGGAGUCCGAAGGCGGAGAUUAUGACCCUCGCAUGGAAUCCGACUGA